AGAAGAAGCAGCAGGAAAAGCAAAAUAGGCGCAGCUCGUAAAACCAAACUGUUUAAAACGGAAUAUUUUGCAAAACUAAACGGAAAUAAAGUUAUCCGACCUUCAGGAAAUGCACUAAAGUUCGGGGAAGUCCCCCAUAAGUGAGUUUCAGUAUUUUGAACGAACCUUUCGAGUCCCGAGCCACGAAAAUUCGCCGAUCCAGUAAGAGAUUCUUCGAGAAGUCCGUUCAGCCAAAAAGCCAUCAUGACCAAUCUGGAGAAGCAGCAUGAGAUGGUGAAGCGCAGCCUGGUGCAGUUCAUCAGUGGCCACAUUCCAGGGGCCGACUUCAGCGUGGUGGACGAGAUUGUACUGUCGUACAUCAUCUCGAUUUUGGAGGAGGCCUCGCAGGACCCGUGCUUCGAUGUGGAGGGUUUUGUGGAGAUGAUGGGCGCCUACUUCGAGGAGUUCCCCACCAUUGACCAGGGUAUCAUCUGCGACUGGAUCUACAAGCUGGCCAACGAGCUCACCGAGAUGGAAAAAAGCCAAGGAGACCAUGACAACAUCAACUUGUCGUUCAACUCCUUGAGCCUGUCGAGUAUUAUUCCGGAGUCCAAAUUGCGAGCUCGCAACUCGUCCACUUCUGAAAAGGACGAGCUCUCCUCGAACAGCAGCAGCAGCGGUGGUGGAGGCAACAACAAGCGUUCCCAGCACUUGUCGGAGACCAGCGAUGGAGGUUCCACUGACAGCUCUAGCUCCACUUGCGACUAUUUCUUGGAUGAGACCGAAGUGCUCCAGGAAAUGUUCCCGGAUUCGGCUAUCGCCGAGAUCAAGCAUUGCAUUGCCAUUUCCAAAGGCGACAUCGAUAGCGCAACUCAGAUCCUCUUGCAUCGCCAAGAGACCAACCAAUGUAUUACUGACAAGUCCCAUACUACAUACAUCAAGAAGAAUGUUGUAGUUGACGACAACGAGCUCAAAAAUCGCAUCAUUGCCAGGUACUCUUAUGUCGACAAGAACGCUACCCAGCGUGAGUACAAGCCUGUGGUGCCGAAGAUGGAGCCGCGCAAACUGGUCCGCUACCGGGACAAUAAGAUCGUAUCGCUCAAGGGCGAGCGGUACACCGAGAUCAAGCGUGACGAAGAUGCUGAGUUAAAAAAACCCAAGAAGCAGAUUCAACCUAACUUAUCCGCACCCACGACACCGAUCUCCGCCAGCGGCAGUAGCUGCAGUUCCGCCGGCAGCAGCAGCAGCCAUCCCGUAAACGGUCAAAGUUUAUGCAAUCAGAUGCAUAUUGUUGGGCUGACCGCCACCAAACGCCAUUUUAGCACACAUCCCAACUCCAUACUAGUGAUUCCCGCCAAGCUUAGCCAACGUUUAGAUGCUUCCCAACACGACGACGACGAUGAGGUGCGAGAGUUCAGAUAUAAAGACGAGCCCCCGAGCACUGCGAAUCGGUUCCCAUAUCCGGGUGAGUAUGGCCACGAGUUUGUGGCAUCGGCCGGCAUGCUGGUUCUUCUGUUGCUAGUGGGCCAUUGCCAUUGGACCUCGACCUCUCCCUCUCAUCGCGCCCAUCCCCAUGACAAAGACAGAAAGACUUUACAUACCAAAUUAGUUGAUAGUUAUGCUUUAGGACUACUACUCGCUUAUGCAAAUUUUGAGAGCUCAUCCGCCGUGGUGGCCACCUGCUUAUGAGUCCCGUUGCCGGGAGCAGGGGGCCCGGAUGGAUCUGGAUUUGGAUCCGAAUCCGAAUCCAUAUCCGUUGCCAGUUGUCGAUUAUGACGACUGGGGUCGCGCCUGCGCUGUGACUUUUCCUUAGUUCCUUACGCAAGCGAAUUUGAAUCGAACCGUAUCUGUGAAAAUCGUGAAUCUCAAACUCUUUAAUGUCCUCGAACAGUAUUGUUAAACCUUCUUUGAACCCAAGGAUCAGACGCAGGUGCGACAACCAACCCGAAUUUGGCGCUCAAAUAGACUUAUUUAGACGUUUUUAGGUACUCGAAUUGAUGAAUUUUGUUGGCCGUGUGCGUGUUUCAGAAACGCAGCUGCACAAGAAACUUGCCAUAUCUGUUUAAGAUUUGUUAAACCAUUUUGUAUCGUGUAACACGUUUUGUUUCCCCUUGGUCCAAGCAAACUAGCAACAGUAAUCUAGCAACAAUGCCACCAAAGCCAAAUGCAACACAAACUAGUCCUCACCGCUCACUGGGAUAUCUGAAACCCAUAACAAUUCGGAUACUGCUCGGAGUAAGACAGCAAUACUAACAAUAAUCUAAACGUAUUCAGCAUAAACACAUGUAUGAACUAAUCGAAUAAUCAACUAUUUAUAUAGCGUAGCCUAGCCCCAAAUCCUUCCCAAUGAUUGUAACGAUUGUAACCUACAAUAUCAUGGCAAUACCACGCCCGAUUCAUGUUAGAUUUAAGCAUCCAGGAUAUUGUUCGGCAGCUUUGAAUUUGUCACUUUUUUUUUGAGACAAAAGAUAUAUACGUUUUAUCAAUUCCUAUAAUUUUCAUGAAUUAGCCUAGGUUUUAAGCCCUGACCACCGCUUUAUGAUUACGUAACCAAUUGCAUUUUAAGCACCUCGAGUUUUCUGAUUUUAGUUCAGCACUACACGAUCGGUGUUUCGACCAUCAUAUAUGUAUGUAUCUUCGUAUUUAUGUUCACCUGGUUUCGGUUUUUGAUAUUUACAUCUUAUAUAUUUUUAGUUUUAUAUAUUAUUUUUGUGAUAUUAGCGUAAAAAUCAACUAAAUGAAAAGGCAAAACACUCGAAUUAAACUUUUGAAAUUAUUAAAUAAACUAUCAAUAUUUAACGCAUAA
Molecule: messenger RNA, 2785 nt
Organism: Drosophila gunungcola (fruit fly)
Lineage: Eukaryota; Metazoa; Arthropoda; Insecta; Diptera; Drosophilidae
Product: CUE domain-containing protein 2
Exons: 5
Coding region: 244-1668 (474 amino acids)
Molecular function (GO): protein binding
Source: RefSeq, a predicted model, not a curated record